AUGUCUGACACCGGCCGCAAGCCCUUGACUGACCAGGCUCAAGAGAAGAUCACGCCUGACUCUCAGAAAUCCACCUUCGACAAGGCUAAAGAGUCUGCCACCGGCACCGCCGACGACAUUGCCGGCAUGGUCCAGCCAGGUGACAGCAAAUCCACCACCCAGAAGCUCUCCGAUGAGACUUCAGCCAAGUCUGGAUCUGCCCAAGACACUCUGUCCAGUGCUACCAAGAAUGUCCAAGAGACUGCCUCCAAUUUGGGCCAGCAGGCACAAGACACUGCUUCUUCCAUCGGCCAGUCUGCUAGCUCCAACACCUCGGCCGCACAGGACUCAGGCAAGACUUAUCUGCAACAAGCUCAAGAGAUGACCGCCAAUGUUCUGAACAGCGCUAGCAAAGCUGCGUCAGAUCUUGCUAGCAGCAUUUCCGGCGAGAAGAAAUAG
Molecule: messenger RNA, 438 nt
Organism: Fonsecaea erecta
Lineage: Eukaryota; Fungi; Ascomycota; Eurotiomycetes; Chaetothyriales; Herpotrichiellaceae
Exons: 4
Coding region: 1-438 (145 amino acids)
Source: RefSeq, a predicted model, not a curated record